UGAGAAAACCAUGAGUCCAGUGAGGUUACAUGGCCAGCCCAGGUUCAUACAAGUUUAGUGAAAGGGAAACCAAGGAUUUUUACCAGAUUCAUACUGAUGAGAGAGCCAUUCCCGUAACCAGACAGCAGCCCUAAUGUAAUGGAAACAGACUGUAAUCCCAUGGAGCUGAGCAGUAUGUCAGGGUUUGAAGAAGAUGCAGAGCUUAAUGGUUUUGAAGAAGCUGAUACGAAAGACAUGAAGCUAGAAGCCGAAGCAGUUGUAAAUGACGUUCUCUUUGCUGUUAACAACAUGUUUGUCUCAAAAAACCUGCGCUGUGCCGACGAUGUGGCCUAUAUUAAUGUGGAGACAAGAGAAAGGAACAGAUACUGCCUGGAGCUCACUGAAGCAGGGCUAAGGGUGGUAGGUUAUGCUUUUGACCAAGUGGAUGAUCACUUACACACUCCCUAUCAUGAAACGGUCUACUCGUUGCUGGAUACCCUCAGCCCUGCCUACCGGGAAGCAUUUGGAAACGCACUCCUUCAAAGACUGGAAGCUUUGAAGAGGGAUGGAUAGUCAUGCUUUUUCCUUCUAGAGGGGGCUGCUGGUACAAAAUGUUGACAUAAAGCUUGAAAUACUUGCAUAUGGUCAUAGUAGAAAAUGCAUCUUUGGUUUUUAUGUCCAUUUCUUGCUUCAAGUUUAGGCUUCUGACUCAAAACAUCACUGAUUAAUGAAUU
Messenger RNA from Odobenus rosmarus divergens (Pacific walrus), 713 nucleotides. RefSeq names its product GSK3B interacting protein (gene GSKIP). Gene Ontology annotation, biological process: regulation of canonical Wnt signaling pathway. NCBI's taxonomy places the organism in Eukaryota, Metazoa, Chordata, Mammalia, Carnivora, Odobenidae. The record is from RefSeq and is a predicted model, not a curated record. Gene Ontology annotation, cellular component: cytoplasm. Bases 139 to 552 code for a protein of 137 amino acids. Gene Ontology annotation, molecular function: protein kinase A binding; kinase regulator activity. The transcript is spliced from 4 exons.